This is a messenger RNA of Hyaena hyaena (striped hyena), 516 nucleotides long. RefSeq names its product synaptonemal complex central element protein 3 (gene SYCE3). Lineage: Eukaryota; Metazoa; Chordata; Mammalia; Carnivora; Hyaenidae. Gene Ontology annotation, cellular component: central element. The transcript has 3 exons. The coding region runs from base 95 to 361 and encodes 88 amino acids. Gene Ontology annotation, biological process: spermatogenesis; synaptonemal complex assembly; reciprocal meiotic recombination. The record is from RefSeq and is a predicted model, not a curated record.
ACGGAAAGGGGCGGGGUGCCUUUCGGAGCUGGGACCUCGUGCCAGGCCUCGUAGGUGGACGGCGGAUCCGACUCGAGCGCUGGCGGUGCGGGAGAUGGCUGAUUCUGAUCCUGGAGAAAGAAACUAUGACAACAUGCUGAAAAUUCUGUCAGACCUGAACAAAGACUUGGAAAAGCUACUAGAAGAGAUGGAGAAAAUCUCAGUGCAAGCCACGUGGAUGGCCUACGACAUGGUGGUGAUGCGCACCAACCCCACACUGGCGGAGUCCAUGCGCCGGCUGGAGGAUGCCUUCCUCAACUGCAAGGAGGAGAUGGAGAAGAACUGGCAAGAGCUACUCAAUGAGACCAAGCGCAAACAGUAGGCCCCCUGCCCAUGCAUGGCCACCAUGCUGCCACCUGCCAGUGUGGAGAAACCCCUGGGGCACAGAGCCCUCUCUGUUUGGCAGAGUAACAGUAACCAUAAUAUAUAGCUGUAUGAACCGUACUUGUUUUUCAAUAAACUUAUUUUUAAGAACAA